GUGACUCUCGGCCACACCAUUUAUACUUUUUCAAGAUGUCCUUUAAGCCAAUCGACCCAAAACGCGAUGAGAUCCGGCGCUACCUCGAGCGUGGCAGCGUGCUGGACUCGCUCACUAAAAUCUUCAUACGCGUGAUCAAGGAGCGCCCGGAGAAUCCGUUGGAAUACAUCCGGAACAACAUUGGAGUGGUGCGCCACCAGCACGACAAGUACGAGCGCCUGCAGCAGGACCUGCAGAUAGCCAACGAUGAGAUUCAACGCCUGCGUGACAUUAUCAACAGCAUUAAUCCAGACGUGCUCAAGGGUCUCGUACCCGUUGCCCAGGCCAAGGCUCCAGAAUCAUCUGAAUCUCAAGCUGCCGGUGGGGAAGUAAAUGAGCCAGUCGAACAGCAGAAGAACGGAGUACCGGAAGAAGCCGCCCCAGCGGUGCAGGAGCUUUCAGCUGCAGUAGAGACUUGCCAAAUCGAAGAGAAGAAAGAAAACGAGAGUCCAGCAGUGCCAGCUGCAGCUAAUCCCAGCCCAACAUCCGUCCAGAUUGAGGCCAACACUUCCACCGACAAUACCGAGUAGAUCUCACCAUCUCGAAACCAAAACAUCCCAAACAGAUUACACAUAAAUUCAAAAGUGUAAAGUAUUUUCUUAUAAAUAUGUAAAUGUAAAUAAAGCACAGAAGCUAAAGGUA
Messenger RNA from Drosophila bipectinata, 681 nucleotides. Its product is annotated as c-Myc-binding protein homolog. Gene Ontology annotation, biological process: regulation of DNA-templated transcription; signal transduction. NCBI's taxonomy places the organism in Eukaryota, Metazoa, Arthropoda, Insecta, Diptera, Drosophilidae. The record is from RefSeq and is a predicted model, not a curated record. Gene Ontology annotation, cellular component: nucleus. Gene Ontology annotation, molecular function: transcription coactivator activity; phosphorelay sensor kinase activity.